Messenger RNA from Racocetra persica, 518 nucleotides. NCBI's taxonomy places the organism in Eukaryota, Fungi, Glomeromycota, Glomeromycetes, Diversisporales, Gigasporaceae. The record is from the annotation of a GenBank genome assembly.
CCAUGGAUAAAAAUAACAGCAAUAAAAAAAGGCAUGUGGAUAUGACUUCCGCAAUUCAACAAAAUAGAGAGGAGAAGGCUCGCCAACUUGUUAAAAAAAUAGAAAACAUCCUAAGAAGCGAUUUAAGUCCGUAUGAGAGAAAGAUUGCUAUAUUUAAUGUGAUAAAGAAAUUAGAAUGUAUGGAUGAAUAUAAAAAAACUACUGUGGAAGCAUUUAGAAAAUUAAAACUUGUUUGGGAUAAAGGUAGCAAAUAUAAACUCUACCAAGAUUUUAAACAAGAUGAGGAGUUUGAGGAGGAAGAAGGGGAUUUAGUUGAGUUUAUAGAGGGGUUAAAGAAAGCAGGAGUUCCUUAUAGGGAAAUUGCUAAGGGAUUAAAAAGAAGCGAUAGAAUGAUGAGAUAUUGGAGAAAGCCAAUUACCAAAUCUCUCCAAAGGGUCGGGCCAAAAAGGAGAUUUGACAGAAAAUGCCUUUUUCAUUUACUCCUCUCUAUUCAGAAUAAAAAGGCAAAGACACUUUAA